Molecule: messenger RNA, 1209 nt
Organism: Ornithodoros turicata
Lineage: Eukaryota; Metazoa; Arthropoda; Arachnida; Ixodida; Argasidae
Exons: 1
Coding region: 1-1209 (402 amino acids)
Source: RefSeq, a predicted model, not a curated record
AUGCACAAUGGAAAUGGCUAUGAAUUGCCAUUGCUGAUUGCUAAGAAUAGGGGCAACAGUCGCAUGCCAACGCUUCUUGGACGUGAUUGGUUGAGGCAUCUAAGGUUAAACUGGCCCCAGAUAGCGAAUGUUAACACCGUCAAUGAAAAGGUGAUGGUUGAAUCCUACAGGGAUGUGUUCACUAAAAACAUGGGUGUGAUAAAGAAUUUCAGCGCAUCUAUUGUAUUGAAGGAAGGAGCACGCCCAGUAUUCUGUAAAGCGCGUCCUGUGCCGUAUGCUCUGCGUGAUAAAGUCGAAAAAGAGCUGCGCGAACUUGAAAAACAGGGUGUCAUAAGUCCUGUGCAGCAAAGUCAGUGGGCUACACCGUUGGAUGUAGUGCCAAAGAACGGAGGCAAUGGUGUGAGAUUAUGCGGGGAUUAUCGUGUGACUGUUAAUCCAGCUAUCACUGUUGCACAUUACCCAUUACCGUUACCUGAGGAUGUUUUUGCAUCGUUGAGUGGUGGAACACAUUUUACUGUUCUCGAUUUGUCUAAGGCGUACUUACAGUUGGAAGAUGAUGAAUCCAGUCGUGAGCUGUUAACGGUAAACACUAGUCUGGGACUUUUUCGCAUGAACCGACUACCAUUCGGUAUUGCAAGCGCGCCGUCCAUUUUCCAGUCUGUAAUGGACCAAAUCACAACAGGCUUACAGGGUGUCGCCUGCUACUUGGACGACGUUUUGAUUGCAGGUCGAGACUGUCAUGAGUGCGUAGAACGGACAGAAAAAGUCUUGGAAAGGCUCAGAAAUCACGGAAUCAAGGUUAACAGUGACAAGUGUCAGUUUUUUCGGUCCAAAGUCACAUACUUGGGUCAUGAAAUAGAUAAGGAUGACCUUCGUCCCACUUCAGAUAAGCUGAAAGCCAUCCGGGAAGCUCCCACACCAAGUAAUGUGACAGAGUUGAAGGCUUUCUUAGGGCUCUUGAAUUUUUAUUCAAGGUUUCUGCCAAACACUGCGACUGUGCUUGAACCGCUGUACAAGCUCCUGAAAAAGAAUGCACAAUGGCAAUGGUCAGCAGACUGUGAAAACAGUUUCAAAAGGGCAAAAGAGUUGUUGCAGAAUAGUCAAGUUCUUGCAUUAUACGACAGUGAAAAGCCACUGAAGGUGACCUGUGACGCGUCAUCCUACGGCCUUGGGGUCGUAUUAUCACAGUAUGACGGCGAAACACAGUAA